AUGUCGUUGCCAUCAGAUUCCUCCCCAGAGACACCUGGAUUCAUGGCAACAUUCAUUAUUUACCUUGAUACAUACACCAAGACUACUACUGAAAAUAAUGGCAAAGCAAAAACCAAGGAAGUGAAAUCUACGAAAGUCAAGGAACUUGUCUUUCAAGUCUCUGAGUCCAACUACAUUGAAUUUCUGACAACAAUUCUCAUGAAGCAUGACAAAUCACACUAUAGGAUCACUGAGAGGAAGAAAUACACUUUCAAACGUGCCGAAGCAAUGGAUGUCGACAACCAAGCUGAUUAUGCGGAAAUGGCAAAGAAACUCAUCUCCAAAGAGCCUCGAAAGGUGAAAAUAUUUGUUGACAUCAGUUCACUCACGUCUAUGCUCUUGUUACGAACUGUGCAAGAUCUCACACGCGAGGCUACCCCUUUGACACCAGUUCCUGUUCGAACUGUGACAUCACUCCCUGUCACGUCACCUGUUGCUCCAACACCCUCAACACUCACUCAUUUUUUGAAUGGCAUUGGUGCAGGUCCAGAUAUACUUGUGGACAUGGCUGACCAAGAUCUUGCUCGAGUUGGUCUUAGUGCAGGUGAACAUUAUUUGGCUGAAGAAAGGCAGUGUUACAUGGUGGAAUGGGCCUCUCGCAAAGAGUAG
This is a messenger RNA of Suillus subalutaceus, 648 nucleotides long. RefSeq lists its product as uncharacterized. The record is from RefSeq and is a predicted model, not a curated record. Lineage: Eukaryota; Fungi; Basidiomycota; Agaricomycetes; Boletales; Suillaceae. Bases 1 to 648 code for a protein of 215 amino acids. The transcript has 3 exons.